AAUAGUGAGGAUGAUCCAGAGGCUCCAGUUAAGUAUAUGAGGAUCUGGCUGCCACAGCAUUUAUCAUCCUUGUGUUUCCUUAUCCGGGGUCCAGGGGAGCGCUGUGAUUGGCCCGCUGGGUCACGUGCCCUGCUAACUUUGCACACUUGACAGGCAGUAGGAGGGUUCUGAGCAGAACAGAAAAACGACAACGCGAGAAAAAUUAGUAUUUUUUUGUUGCCCUUCCACAAAUUAAUGGCCAUGAGUUCGUUUUUGAUAAACUCCAACUACAUCGAGCCCAAAUUCCCACCCUGCGAAGAGUAUGCCCAAAACAACUACUUGCACAGCCAGUCUCCCGAGUACUACGAGCGGCCGAGGGAGCCCGGCUAUGAGGCUCCUCCCGAAGCUCUGUACCAGGGUCCGGGUACCUACCCUGAGACCAGCUAUGGAUACAACCACAUCACCCCCAGCCACGAGCCCGGCUCCCUCCCGGAUGGAAUCACAGCCAAGACACAUGGACAGCCACCAGCACCACCACCACCAGCAGCCUCAGCACUCCUCCAGAGCCACGUCCUCAGGCAGCCACCCCAGCACUGUGAGGCUAUGGCUGUGCCUGGUGGUGACCCCAUCCACACUGACAAAACUGCUCCAGGGCUCAAGUGCAAAGAGCCAGUGGUUUACCCUUGGAUGAAGAAGAUCCAUGUGAACACAGUUUCUACAAAUUACACUGGAGGGGAGCCCAAAAGGUCUCGGACUGCAUACACCAGACAGCAAGUAUUAGAAUUGGAAAAGGAGUUUCACUUUAACCGUUACCUUACCAGACGAAGGCGUAUUGAAAUAGCACAUACAUUGUGUCUCUCUGAGCGUCAAGUCAAAAUAUGGUUUCAAAACAGAAGGAUGAAAUGGAAGAAAGAUCACAAAUUGCCCAAUACCAAGAUGCGUUCUGCAAACCCACCAUCUUCCAGUCAGCUGACCAAAGUACAGGGUCUUCAGCACACAGAUGGGCCAACUGACCCUUUAUUAUAAUCCUUGAUUGUAUUAUUCCUAUUGCUGGUAAUCAUUUGGACCAAAUGACUGUGGAGGGGGGAAAAAUCUCCUUGCUAGAGUUGGAUAGACACCAGGACAAAUGUUCACUUAAUUAAGGAAUUCAACUGAGACUUGCAAUGUUUUUUUUUUUUUUUUUUUUUUAUUGUUGUGCUAUUUAAGUCAUUGUCUCCAUAUAAUAUAACUAAGGGGUAUAUGUGUAUAUGAAUAUUGACAUAUUGUUGAGUGGCUACAUAGGUAACGAACUAUUUUGUAUACAAAAUACAAAAGAACACAAAUACGUCUAUGAAAUGCUAUGUAAGAAUUAUAUGGGCCAUUUAAUUGUAUUAUACUUUUUUUUUAUUAUUAUUAUUAUUUUAAAUAGUUGUGGGUAUUUAAGAAACCAAACUUUUUUUAUGAUUUAUUUAAUGGCCUUUGGAACUGCUCACCUACGGACAUUAAGAUGUUGGACUUGUAAAUAUUGGUCAGAGUAAUUGCAUUUAUGUUAGACACAAAAUUGUUGUCUCUUGCUUAGUUGCUUAUCUGAGGCCAAUAUGUGUUUGACAUGUCUCUAGAAUCUUAGCAUUACGGUAGAAGGCCUUUGAUCGUCUGAAAGGCGAUGACAUAGUGUAGAUACAGUAUGCGUUAUACAUAUUGUGGAUUUUGUGCUGUAUAUUGUGGUGCUAACUUCUGGCAGUACCGAAGAUUAUUCUGUGAAAAUUAAAGUUUUCAAAAACCUGCAAAAAACUGUUUUGGGAGAGUACUUAAAUUGUAUCUCAUUUAUGCAUUCAAACCUCCACUGAAACACGGUGAUAUAUUCUUUAACUUAGUAAAGAUUGGGAUAAAAACAAACGUUGACGAUAUGGUUAGAUAAAAAACUAAAUAUUUUGAACCUUUACUCACCUUAACGUAAAUUCUAAGCACCUAAUAUUUAGGAGGGGUAGUUGUAGGGUAUUAAGUAUUAACAAUAUUAAU
Molecule: messenger RNA, 1977 nt
Organism: Pelobates fuscus (common spadefoot toad)
Lineage: Eukaryota; Metazoa; Chordata; Amphibia; Anura; Pelobatidae
Gene: HOXA4
Product: homeobox A4
Exons: 2
Coding region: 235-1005 (256 amino acids)
Biological process (GO): positive regulation of transcription by RNA polymerase II; embryonic skeletal system morphogenesis; anterior/posterior pattern specification
Cellular component (GO): nucleus; nucleoplasm
Molecular function (GO): DNA-binding transcription factor activity, RNA polymerase II-specific; RNA polymerase II cis-regulatory region sequence-specific DNA binding
Source: RefSeq, a predicted model, not a curated record